Dimorphilus gyrociliatus is the source of this 2297-nucleotide messenger RNA. The record is from the annotation of a GenBank genome assembly. NCBI's taxonomy places the organism in Eukaryota, Metazoa, Annelida, Polychaeta, Dinophilidae.
AGCCUCGAUUUUAUUUCGCACUGGGUAACCCCAAGCUUGUAGUUGGUUUUUAAUGUCAUGGCGAAUGAACUAAAGGUAAAUCUAUGCUUCUUAUUAAAUUGAUUUAAUAUUAUUAUUUAAUUAAGUGUCAGUUUUACAAUUCUAUAUUCAUUUUAUUUGAAAAUUAUAUUAAUGAUCUGAAUCUUUCUGAUUGGAUUGCUUCCGUCACGCAUCCCGCCCAUCGUAUCAAUUUAAUUCAAGUGAUAUUUUUCCCAAUGACGAUAAAUUAUUAUAGGAUAUUGUCAAUGAAUAAAUAUGAAAAUUUCUAGAUGAAAAGCUAGUGUAUGUCUUAUCUACUGAUAAACUCAUGUUAAUGUGAUGUACGAGAAAUUGUAAUAGUAUAGAAAAAAAAAAAUAUGGAUGAAGAGUUCCCUAUUGAGAAGUAUGAAAAAAUUUUACUGUACUAAAGAAGAAAACGUCGCCGAGACUAAAACGAGUUCAAUUGAAGCAUUACCAAUAUUAAUAAAUCCAAUUUGAAUAGAACCGUCUUUCUAAGAGUUAAAUGACAAGAUACAUUUGAAUUGUCUUCAACAGUUUAUCAACAUUGAAGAUAAACAAUAGAAAUGUUUAACAACGGAAUAUUGGCCCGGGUUCUAUACGAUUUCCGACCAAUUGGUGAAGGAGAGGUAUCUUUAACAGUUGGAGAGGAGAUAACAAUUGUUAAGGAGUCGGUUGGAGAUGGCUGGUGUGAUGUUCGAAAAUCCAAUGGUACUGUUGGUUUAGCGCCAAAGAGUUAUAUUGAAACUAUAGAAUAUCCCGAGCCCAGGGUACCUCCACCCCCACUACCACCUCCUCAAAAUAAUUCAUUUCAAAAUCAAUGGAGUGAUGCCAGUAAAACCACAGCUAAUCACAGAUGGGGUACACCUACAUAUCCACCACCUAGACCCCGUCCUGAUACAAUUCAAACAAAUCGCGUAGUACCCAACUAUGGUCAACAACAGCAGGGAUAUCAGCCUCCAGCUCAACAGAACUCUCCUCCAAAACCAAUAUUAACACCAAACGACGAUUGGGACGAAGAUGAAGAUUGGGAUGACGAUGAUUCAGUAUCAACUGAUCAUACACAGGCGGACACUCAAAGUCAAUAUAGCGUAUCAGGGGUAUCAAGAGAUUCGAAGUAUGGCACAAUUAGUAAAAAAAUGAAUAAAGCGAACUUGAAAGGUGGCGACGCCUAUUUGUUUGGUGCUGUUCCUGAUACAUCGCAUGAAAUCAAUCAUAGAAUAGUGCAUUCAAUAGAAGGCCCUAUGUGGGAAGAACCUGCAAAUCAAUAUACGUGUAUUAUAUCAUCACCAACAAAAGAGAGUAAAAUGAAGGGGCUAAAACAUUUUAUCGCCUAUAAAUUAACACCAUCUGCAAAUUUUAGUGGAAUUCAAGUUUCAAGACGUUUUAAACAGUUCGAUUGGCUACAUCAACGCCUAAUCGAAAAGUUUCCAACUUGUCUUGUUCCUCCAUUACCCGAUAAACAGAUAUCAGGACGUUAUGAAGAUGAUUUUAUCAAUGAACGAAUGCGUCAAUUACAAUUAUGGGUGAAUAGGUUGUGUUUACAUCCAGUCAUAUCGCAAUGCAAAGUUUGGCAUCAUUUCUUAAAAUGUACGGAUCUAAAAGUAUGGAAGACGGGAAAGAGAUCAGCUGAAAAAGACGACUUUCAAAAUGUAAAUUUCUUUCAUACUGUGGGUGUACCUUCUCAGCCUCUCACGGUAGAACAAGUAGAUCCAACAUUAAAUAACUUCACUAUGUUUGUUAAGACAAUGGAUGAUAGCCUAAAACAUCUGAUAAACGUUGGUGAAAGUAGUAUGAAAAGAUAUCAAAAUUCGUUUAGAAAGGACUUUGUAAAAAUUGGCGAAUCUUUGGUAGCUCUAUCAAGAUCGUUCGAUCACGAUAUGAGACCAGAUAAGACAGGAAAAACAUACGAAGACAUUGGAGGUCUUUUCGGCGAGCAGCCGAGAAAUGAUAUGGUGCCACUUUUAGAAGGUUUAUUAGAAUACAAAGGAAUGUUAUCCGUUUUCCCCGAUAUAUUGCGAGUAGAGGAGAAUUUAAGACAAAAGUUAGAAACUGUUAAAGCAAAAGAAAUCGAAUUAGAAUCGGCAAGGACAAGAGCGGAUGUGAUUACCUAUGCCACCUUAGCCGAGCUAAAUCACUUCCAUAGACAUCGCGUUGCCGAUUUUCGGAUUUUAAUGCACGGUUUUAUCAAGGAGCAGAUAAGAUUUUACGAAGAAAUUGUCUGCAGACUGAAAGAUCAACUGCCAAACUACGAAACAUAA